UAAAGGAAGCCUGACUGGAGGGAGAGAGAUGAGUAUCUACGGGGGAAGGGAGAUGGUCACAGCCGGCUGCAGUACUUCAGGCCUUCUUGAGCUGGGACUUGGUGUACGUGGAGAAGUUUCUUCUUCUUCUUCUUCCUGUGACUCUUCUUUGGGUUAUUCGUCUCAUCGUGCAGUAAGAUGCUCGGCACGGACACACUUCUCCAAUGAGACUCAGCUUCUGUGAUGGUUGAAGAAAGAAAUGAAACUCCUCAAACUGCCGUCGCAUUUCCAUUUCUGAGUCCUCUGAGAUCAACGAUCCACCCCAGCUGAACACCAUGAACGCCUCAGUCCUGCCAUUUGCCAACCACACCCCGAUCUGCUACUCCAUAAACAGCCCUCCCUUCAAGUACCACCCGACCAUCGCCUCGGCAUACUUCUCAUCCAUCUUCACCACUCUGGGAAUGAUCUCCAACCUCAUCGCCUUUGUAGUUCUCCUCAAGUCCUUCCGGCGGACUCAUAGCCGCUCCCGCUCGUUCCUGAUCUUCCUGGGUGGCCUGGUUGUCACCGACUCCAUGGGCCUCCUGAUCACCGGCUCCAUCGUGAUCUCCUUCCACGUUACGUACUUUAACUGGCGCCGGUUGGAUCCAAACUGCCACUUCUGCAACUUUAUGGGCAUGUCCAUGGUCUUCUAUGGACUGUGUCCACUGCUGCUCGGAGCCGCCAUGGCCACGGAGCGCUUCAUUGGCAUCAACCGUCCCUUUGCACGCUCCGCCAGCAUGCCCAAGAGCCGGACCAUCUCCAUGGUGCUGAUGGUCUGGUUGGUGGCUGGCUGCAUAGCUCUGCUGCCCCUCACGGGCGUUGGCAGCUACCACAUGCAGAUGCCUGGCUCCUGGUGCUUUUUCAACAUCAGCUCUGAGGGCAGCGACCUGGCCUUCUCCCUGCUCUUCUCGCUGGUCGGCUUGAUGUCCGUUGCCGUUUCCUUUCUGCUGAACACGGUGAGCGUCGUGACCCUGAUCAAGGUGUGCUGUGGACAGGAUCGGACCCAGCGUCGCCGAGACCACGAAGUCGAGAUGAUGGUCCAGCUCAUCCUCAUCAUGGCCAUUGCUUCUAUCUGCUGGUGCCCCCUGUUGGUCUUUAUUGCACAGACGGUGCUGUCCGGUGGACCCCUGAGGAUCAAGUACCUGCUGCUGUGGCUACGCUUCGCCACCUGGAAUCAGAUCCUGGACCCGUGGGUUUACAUCCUGUGUCGAUGGGCCAUCCUCAGGAGAAUCUACCCCCGCUUCCACUGGCCUGGCGGCUCCGUCGCGGCCGUGUACCCGUCCUUCAGACACGCGGUCCGGAGGUUCACGCGCUCGUCCCUGGGGAGCACUCUGGGUCCAGAUGAAGCAGAAGAGGCUCACAAGUCCAAUGUGACCCCCCCAUCCACAUUGAAGCCCCCCCCUCCGGCCCCGUGAUGGGCUGAGUCGCUGCAGCAGUGGCAGAAUGUGUUUGACUGUUAGCGCGGAAGCUCGUUGAGGAAUGUGAACCGUGGCCAGAAGCAGCGGUGCACUCAUGAUCUGAAGGAACGGAAUCGUGUUAAUUCACUGCAUGAAACUGAACUGUUCAACAGCUUAUCAACGACCCGUUAGCGCUAGUGUUAGUGCUGGUG
Molecule: messenger RNA, 1627 nt
Organism: Pseudoliparis swirei
Lineage: Eukaryota; Metazoa; Chordata; Actinopteri; Perciformes; Liparidae
Gene: tbxa2r
Product: thromboxane A2 receptor
Exons: 3
Coding region: 315-1433 (372 amino acids)
Biological process (GO): positive regulation of vasoconstriction; positive regulation of cytosolic calcium ion concentration; adenylate cyclase-activating G protein-coupled receptor signaling pathway
Cellular component (GO): plasma membrane
Molecular function (GO): thromboxane A2 receptor activity
Source: RefSeq, a predicted model, not a curated record